AUGAGCCUCCUCUCUGCGAUUGGCGAGCUCGCAUCGUUGGCGCGGGUGCUCGAGGCUCCGCUCCCGGAGGUGCUUUCUGCGCUCAGCUUCGCUGGCCGGGCCAUGCCCCUGGCGUCGGCCAGCGAGACGGACCUCUGCGAGCUGCUCGCCUCCUUGCGAGGCCUCCCUCUCUGCCUUGCAGACACGGGCGAGGGCGCGCUCCACGCUCUACGCCAUUCCCUCGAGCGGCGCGUCGCCGAGUCGGUCGAGGACGGCGGGCAGGCGCUGGAGCUGGCGGCGCUGUGCACGCUGAUGCCGCGCUGGGCACAGGCUCUGCCGCAGACUGGCGCGCACCGCGCCAAGCAGCUGCGCGCCGUCGCCGAGAACCUCUGCGCCAUCCACCGCUCUGCUGUGCCGCCACUUUGCCGGCUGGCGGCACUCACCUCUCUGACCCCAGUCGCGCUUCUGGACGUGGGCAGCGGGCCGGCGCCGGCCGUUGUCUUCGACCACAUGCUCUCCACCCUCGAGCGGGCGGAGGCGCAGCGCGGCGGCUCGGCCGGCGGCUCUGCCCUCGAGGAGGCCGCUGCCGGGGGAGGUGGGGCGCAGCGCCGUGCCGCGCUCAAGUCGUUUGAGGGGUGCGGCGCGGGAGCGGAGGCCGCGGACGCGGACCCGCCGUGCGAGGGAGAGAUGGGCAGGUUGGCGUGCGAGGGAGAGAUGGGCAGGUUGGCGUGCGAGGAGCCCUCCAUCGGCACCGACACCGCCGCCACAAACGCUGGUGCGGGCACGGCUGCCGAUCCGAGGGCAGCGACGCCCACCGAGCUGUGCGCUGCGCUCGGCGUCGCGCGGCUGGUGCGGGCCGGCUCCCUCCCUCAAGGAGCCGAGGCGCGGCUCCUCUCCCUCGUCGCAACUUGCUCGCGCGAGGGCGCCGCGGGCGCGCAGGCGCCUGCCUCCGUCGCCGCCCUAAUCCUCGCCGCCCUCAUCGGCCCGCCGUGGGCCCGUCUCGCCAAGGCGCGCCCCGCCUGUCUCGCGCCGGUCGUCUCGGCGCUCGAGAGAAGCGUCGCCGCCAAGAUCAACGGCGAGCACCCGACAGAGCUGCAGCUGGUCGCCGCAAAGUGUCUGGAGUGA
Molecule: messenger RNA, 1104 nt
Organism: Emiliania huxleyi CCMP1516
Lineage: Eukaryota; Haptophyta; Isochrysidales; Noelaerhabdaceae
Exons: 3
Coding region: 1-1104 (367 amino acids)
Source: RefSeq, a predicted model, not a curated record